This is a messenger RNA of Rhodotorula toruloides NP11, 612 nucleotides long. Its product is annotated as thioredoxin Trp26 family protein. The coding region runs from base 1 to 612 and encodes 203 amino acids. NCBI's taxonomy places the organism in Eukaryota, Fungi, Basidiomycota, Microbotryomycetes, Sporidiobolales, Sporidiobolaceae. The transcript is spliced from 5 exons. The record is from RefSeq and is a predicted model, not a curated record. Gene Ontology annotation, cellular component: nucleus.
AUGGCUCCAGCGCACCCUCCUGGCUGCCAGUGCGGAGACGCAGAUGCCCACGUUCUGCUCGAGGGCGAGCUGAACUUCCUCUACAAGCAUGUCGACCGGGACAAGGUCGUCGCGCUGAACGCUGAGGAUGGCAAGGAAGGCAAGAUGGUCAUCAAGCCGUGGGAUCAGCGGACGCAGGAGGAGGAGUGGCUCGAGUCGGACGCGGACGAGCAGUUGAUCCUUCGCGUCCCUUUCACCGGGAACAUCAAGCUGCGUUCCAUCCUCAUCAAGGCAGGUCCGGCAGGAUACACGCCGGACAAGAUGCAAGUGUUCGCGAACCAGCUCCUGGACUUCGACGAGGCGAGCUCGCUUGAGCCGACGCAGACCUUUGACGUUCCCAUCACUCGCGACAUCGUCGAGCCAGCCAAGUUCCCGUCUGUCCGCUCUCUCACCCUGUUCUUUCCGUCAAACCACGGUGAAGAUACGACUCGCGUCUUCUUCGUCGGCUUCAAGGGCGAAUGCUCGGCUUUCACGCGCGACCCCAUCAUCACGGUCUACGAGGCGCAGGCGAACCCCGCCGAUCACGCCAAGAUCCCUGGUCUCGACACCACCGCCCACUCUCGCAUCGGUUGA